CCUUCUAGACAACUUCCUGCUCCUUCACUCUCCGCUGGUUUAUCCUUCCCUUUAUUGCAUCACUCUCUUUUAUCUUUUAGCAAAGCGUGUGCGUGUUUGCUUAUUUUGAUUUGCUCCUGGUCGACAUAGCAACGUCAUUUGAUUUAAUUGAUCCGGCUGUCCGCUUGGCCGCUCUCCACCUUCUUUCGUCUUUCCUGGCGCCGGGAAUCCAACAAAACGAUACUGCCGCCACCAUGGUCCGCCUCUCAACUCUUCCGACACUAGCUCUCGCUGCUGCCUGCAGCCUUGGUUCAGCCUGGGCCCUGAACCCAAUCACAAUCAAGGGCACAAAGUUCUUUGACUCUGUCUCAAAGAACCAGUUCUUCAUCAAGGGCGUCGCCUAUCAGCCGCGAACGCUCUCCGAGGGCUUUACAGACCCUCUCUCAAAUCCAGCGGACUGUCAGCGCGACUUUACUCUCAUGAAGGACCUUGGCCUUAAUACUAUCCGUGUUUACCAGGUCGAUUCAUCUCUCAACCACGACGAGUGCAUGAAAACAUUGGAGGACGCUGGAAUCUAUCUCUUGGUUGACCUCACCACACCUCAGUACUCCAUCGUUCGCAACAACCCGGAAUACGACAAUGACAUCUGGAACAAUACGCAGAAUACAAUCGAUGCCUUCAAAGGCUACUCUAACACGCUCGGAUUCUUUGUGGGUAAUGAGGUCACUAACGAUAACAAGACGACAGUUGCCAGUGCCUAUGUCAAGGCACUGCUGAGGGACGCCAAAAACUAUAUCAGCUCAACGGCGCCUCGUAAGAUCCCAGUCGGAUACGCCAACAAUGAUGACCCCGACAUUCGCCUCCAGAUCCAAGCCUACUUCAACUGUGGCGAAGAUGAGGAGCGUCUCGAUUUCUUUGGCAUCAACCUGUACGAAUGGUGUGGUGACCAAAUGACUUACCAGACCUCAGGCUACGCCGAGCGCACAAAGGACAUUGCCUCGUAUUCCAUUCCAGUCUUCCUGUCCGAGUUUGGUUGCAACCUUGUCACACCACGAACAUUCCCUGAAGUGAAGUCGAUCCUUGGACCAGAUAUGACCGGCAACUGGUCCGGUGGUAUUGUCUAUGAAUGGUCGCAGGAAGCCAACAAUUACGGCCUUGUUCAAGUCCAGCCGGACAACACGGUCACUAUCCUGCCUGACUACACCAACCUGAAGAACGUUCUCGCACCAUUGCACCCUGAAGGCGUCAACAUGGACUCUUACAACGAUAAUUUGCCAGAAUCAACCUGUCCUGCCAUUACCGCGGCUUGGGAGCCUAGCGAAAACCUGCCCCCGACACCAUCUUCAUCUGCUUGCGACUGCAUGAUGUCCUCCCUAAGCUGCGUUGCCUCCGACCAGGCUGUAGCGACGACGGAGAAUUUGGGAACAUUGCUCAACACGAUCUGUGGUAUGACAUCGUGCGACGACAUCAGCUCCAAUGGCAAAACUGGCGUCUACGGCAAAUACUCCUUCUGUAAUCCCAGUCAGAAGUUGUCCUACAUGUACAAUACGUACUACAAGGCGGCCGCCACCUGUAGCUUCAAUGGCAUGGCCAAGUUGACGACCGCAACAAAGUCAUCAGACCAAGGAUGCUCAUCUGUCAAGAACCCAGACACUGGAUCGAGCCCAAAGACAGGAGGCCUUAGCACAGGAGCCGCGUUGAAGUAUGACGGGGCCUUAUUCAGUCUGGCAGUGGUUUUGGCGGCCUCUGUGCUGUGUCUGUAA
Gamsiella multidivaricata is the source of this 1742-nucleotide messenger RNA. Its product is annotated as Glucanosyltransferase-domain-containing protein. Gene Ontology annotation, molecular function: 1,3-beta-glucanosyltransferase activity. The record is from RefSeq and is a predicted model, not a curated record. Gene Ontology annotation, biological process: fungal-type cell wall (1->3)-beta-D-glucan biosynthetic process. NCBI's taxonomy places the organism in Eukaryota, Fungi, Mortierellomycota, Mortierellomycetes, Mortierellales, Mortierellaceae. Gene Ontology annotation, cellular component: fungal-type cell wall; cytoplasm. Bases 234 to 1742 code for a protein of 502 amino acids. The transcript has 3 exons.